Messenger RNA from Chironomus riparius, 489 nucleotides. The record is from the annotation of a GenBank genome assembly. NCBI's taxonomy places the organism in Eukaryota, Metazoa, Arthropoda, Insecta, Diptera, Chironomidae.
CUUGCAUAUUAUAAAGUCAGUCGCCUUACUGAGAAGGUUGGGAAACAGAUUUGAAGUGAAUUUGUGACAAACUUAAAUGAAAUUUUUAAUAUUCUUCAUUAUUGCUGUGUCAAUUGUCAGCAUUCAUUCACAAGGUAUGAAAGGUCGCAUAGUAGAGAUUUAAGAUGAUUUAUAGCAAUACUGUAGAUGAAGAAGCCAACCAGUGCAACACAAACUGCACAGACGAAUACAAACCACUUUGUGGAUAUUACGAUGAACCUAAGGAUGGGCUGACAUUCCAAAACAGCUGUGUUCUUGAGACUUAUUUUUGCUACAAUGAUGGAAUACAAUUUAAUGAAAUAAAAAGUGGAGAAUGUCCGAAAUAGGUUAGAAGGAAUUAAGGAAUGAGGAGAGUUGUUGAUGAAUAUCUGCAAAAAAAAGUUUGAUUGACGUCAUUUAUUAACGACCCCGUAGAAAAGACAUAAAAUAAACUAAAACUAUUAAGAACAA